This is a messenger RNA of Pomacea canaliculata, 4044 nucleotides long. RefSeq names its product probable ATP-dependent RNA helicase DDX46. The transcript is spliced from 22 exons. Gene Ontology annotation, molecular function: nucleic acid binding; RNA helicase activity; ATP binding. NCBI's taxonomy places the organism in Eukaryota, Metazoa, Mollusca, Gastropoda, Architaenioglossa, Ampullariidae. Gene Ontology annotation, cellular component: nucleus. The record is from RefSeq and is a predicted model, not a curated record. Gene Ontology annotation, biological process: mRNA splicing, via spliceosome. The coding region runs from base 127 to 3168 and encodes 1013 amino acids.
AGUCUCACCGGAAGCUCAUGUGCCGCUCAGAAAGUGUAUCGUAGCAGAUAACAACACUGUGUUAUUACAUGCACUGUCCAGUUUAGCUGCAACGAUAUAACAUAUAUCAAUUAAAAGAAUUUAGACAUGCCUAGAGACAGCAGAUCUUACCGAAAACGUAGUCGCAGCACAUCACGUGACAGAAGCAGUAAGAAGCGGAGAAGCCGUUCUAGAAGCAUCGAACGUAGGUCACGCCGAUCAAGAUCAAGGGAACGAAAACGAAGUAGAUCUCGAGACCGAAGUCAGAAAGAGUCAAAAGAUAGAAAGCGACGAUCACCAUCAAAAGAUAAAGACCAUUCAAAGAAAAAGGAAAAAAGCAGACGGUCAAAGAGCAAGUCUCAGAGUCCAGAGAAGCGAGUGACUCAUCGUGAAGGUGCUCUAUCUGUAAAAGAUGAGCCUAUCAGUAAGGAAGAAGAACAGAAACAUCUUGAGGAAGAAAUGCAAAAACGCCGUGAGAGAAUAGAAAAGUGGCGUCAAGAGAGGAAAAAACAGCAAGAGCUGAUACCAAUCAAUUUUGCUCAGCCCUCCAAGAAAUGGACUUUAGAGGAUGAUGAAGAUGAAGACGAAGAAGAAGUAAAUAAUGCUGCAGGUGUUGAUGAAGAUAUUGAUCCUCUUGAUGCAUACAUGCAGACAGUAAAUGAUGAAGUUAAGACAUUGCGAGACCCCGAAAAGCCUGCUAAAGAAUCGGAGCCUAAACAAAAAGUACAGUUUGUGACAGCUGUGGUAAAGAAGAAGGCGGAUCCAGCCAAGCACAAGGGAGAGCUGAUGGAGAGCAACAUUGAUGCCAUGGAGUAUUCUUCAGAGGAAGAAGAAGAGGACUUGGACUCAGCUAUGGCAAAUAUGGUGAAAAAGAGAAAGGAAUUGACAGUUGUCAACCAUGAAAAGAUAUACUAUGCCCCCUUCAGAAAGAAUUUUUAUGUUGAAGUUCCAGAGAUCGCAAACAUGACACCAGCAGAGGUAGAGCAACUGCGCAAUGAAUUGGAAGGCAUCAAAGUUAGAGGAAAAAAUUGUCCUAAACCAAUCUACAGCUGGGCUCACUGUGGUGUUAAUAAGAAAGUGAUGGAUGCUCUUAAAAAGCACAAUUAUGAACGUCCAACUCCUAUUCAAGCUCAGGCCAUUCCAGCAGUGAUGUCUGGUCGUGACCUUAUUGGUAUUGCUAAGACAGGUAGCGGAAAGACGCUGGCUUUUGUACUCCCCAUGUUACGCCACAUUCUUGAUCAGCCCCCGAUAGAAGAGGGUGAUGGUCCUGUUGCUGUCAUUAUGACUCCUACACGUGAGCUGGCACUACAGAUCACAACAGAAUGCCGCAAAUUCACAAAACCACUGGGUCUGCAUGUAGUGUGUGUGUAUGGAGGUACUGGUAUAUCUGAACAAAUUGCGGAGUUGAAACGAGGAUGCGAAGUAAUUGUCUGCACACCAGGACGCAUGAUUGACAUGCUGUCAGCCAACAGCGGGCGAGUCACAAACUUGAGACGGUGUACUUAUGUGGUCUUGGAUGAGGCUGACCGUAUGUUUGACAUGGGGUUUGAACCUCAGGUUAUGCGAAUUAUUGACAACAUACGGCCAGAUCGCCAGACAGUGAUGUUCUCAGCCACAUUUCCACGCCAGAUGGAAGCACUGGCUCGUCGAAUAUUGAACAAACCUAUUGAAGUACAAGUGGGAGGUCGCAGUGUUGUGUGCAGAGAUGUCAAUCAGAAUGUGAUAGUGAUUGAAGAAGACAAAAAGUUGUUCAAGCUGCUUGAACUGCUGGGAAUCUAUCAAGAACAGGGGAGUGCACUAGUGUUUGUUGACAAACAAGAACAUGCUGAUGAAUUAAUGAAAAUGCUAAUGAAGCAUGCGUACCCAUGCAUGGCACUACACGGAGGCAUUGACCAGUAUGAUCGAGACUCCACGAUCCUGGAUUUCAAAAAUGGUAUCUUCAAAGUCCUGGUGGCCACUUCAGUAGCAGCUCGUGGUUUGGAUGUCAAACAUUUGAUUCUAGUUGUCAACUAUGAUUGUCCCAACCACUAUGAAGAUUAUGUUCACAGAUGUGGUCGGACAGGCCGGGCAGGAAACAAAGGCUUUGCUUACACUUUUAUAACUCCAGAACAGGAAAGGUAUGCUGGGGAAAUUAUCCGUGCCUUAGAGCUAUCAGAAGCUCCGGUUCCUGAAGAACUGAAUAAACUGUGGAAUGAGUACAGGGAGAGAGCCAAAGCAGAGGGACGCACCAUAAAGUCAUCAAGUGGGUUCAAAGGUAAAGGGUUCAAGUUUGAUGAGAUGGAAGCUCAGCUAGCUGAUGAUCGGAAAAAACUGCAGAAAGCAGCACUGGGCCUGCAGGACUCUGAUGAUGAAGAUGCUGGUUUGGAUAUUGAGCAAAAGAUUGAAGAUAUGUUUGCCAGUCGCAAGCGUGUCACAGAUGUUGCAAAGCCAGUGCCUGGCCAGAUGGGCCCUCCUAUACCAGGCAUGAUGGGCCCACCAGGUGUAAACAUGAUUCCAGCCGCACUGGCGAUGCAAGGCUUUCAGUGCAUGGUGCAAGGGAUGGUUCAGACCAUGGUGCAGAAUGUGCAAAACUUCAUUCAGAACUCUCCCAUAAAUAACCCCAAGAUGGAGUUGGCAAGGCGACUGGCGGCCAAAAUCAAUAUUCAGAAGAACCUGGGACCCGAAGCACAGGACAUUACACAGCAGGCAGCAGCAGCCAUCAUGAAGGGAGGUUCAAUUCAGGCUCCCCAAGUUGCAUCCAAGACUAUUGCUGAACAGAAAGCAGAGAAGAUUAAUGCUAAGCUUGGGUACAAACCUCCAUCUGAAGAGAAUGAAGAGUCUGAAAUGCCUGCUGAGACAUUCAAACGCUAUGAAGAGGAGCUGGACAUUAACGACUUUCCCCAGACAGCUCGUUGGAAGGUCACAUCCAAGGAUGCUCUGGCUCAAAUCUGUGAGUACUCGGAAGCAGGUAUCACAGUACGUGGCACUUAUGUGCCGCCAGGAAAAGAACCAAAAGAAGGAGAACGACGUCUGUAUCUGGCCAUUGAAGCAACCAAUGAACUUGCCAUAAGCAAGGCCAAGAAGGAGAUCACACGGCUGAUUAAGGAGGAACUGGUUCGCCUGCAAAACUCCUACCAGCCUAUCAACAAGGGGCGCUACAAGGUGUUAUAAAGGAGAUCUCUGCCAUGCACUCUGUCCCUCAUUGAGAGGAGAUUGGAGAUGAUUUCAUUUAAUGGGAGGAGCCAGAAGGGGCCACCGAGAGUUACAGUCCACGAUUCACGUUUUGCAAUUUUUGUGCCAACAGUGCAUUGGGUCUUCUUAUAAUUAUGCAUUACGUGAAUGGAGUUUUUCUUGCAUUUUAUAUGUGACUGUUUUCAUAACAAUGACUUUAUGAACUUACGACACAAGCAGAGCAAAUGCAUCUGGCUAGAGAGGGGAGGUCAUGAGCAGUUGCUAGAAGUUUGUCAAACAACACUCUUCCAGGCUUCAGGGUCUGUGUUCAUUGUAAGUCCUUUUUUUUUCAAAAAUGCAGUCAUGGUAGAGGGAGGUUUAAGGAAACAAAGAGGUGUUGUGUGUCUUGCUCACUUUUUCAGGAUUUAUUUCUCAUGUUUUGCACCUACGUGCUGUAUGAGAUUGUCACCAGGAUAGCAGUGGACAUUAGCAAUAAGAUUAAAUAUAAGUAGUAUAUAUGUAUACAAAACAGCUUUUCUUUCGAAUUUACUGUUUGACUUACAAAGAAGGGCCUUGAGUCAGAGUUAUCAAGAGAUGAUUCCAUGUUAAAAAUGUUAGCACAUUUUCUGAAUUGUUCAAAUUUUUGUGUGUGUGUGUGUGCAAGUGUAGGGAGAGAGGGGUGGAAUGUAGGUGUCAGUGAGGGAAAGAAUUGUGGCAAGUACCUACUUCUUUGCUUUUUUUUAAAAUAUAAGUACAAAUAGAAGUAACCUGAAUUUUAUCAGUCAUAAGUGAAAUGAAUGGCAAAAAUUCAGCAUGUCGGAUAUUUUCUUGCAUAUUAAUACUUCCUGAAUGAAAAAGAAUGUUUUAUGAUCAUGA